Prorocentrum cordatum is the source of this 681-nucleotide messenger RNA. NCBI's taxonomy places the organism in Eukaryota, Dinophyceae, Prorocentrales, Prorocentraceae. The record is from the annotation of a GenBank genome assembly.
GAGGACUUCCUGUCCCAGCUGCAGCGCGUGAGCAGGAAGCUCGCCGGCAGGGACGACGAGGCGUCGUCGGGGGGCCAGACGGAACCGCCUUGCGGCCUCGAGGGCUUCCUGGCGCGGUUGCCGCCAGAGGACGCGGUGGAGCUGGCGCGACCGGCGCCGAGCCCCCCCGCCGCCGCCGCUUCUCUCGUGGGCUGGCGCACAGCCGCAGCACUCCGGUGGCCGCGGGGGUGCGGGCACCACCCCCCGUCGCUGCGGCACCUCGUCCUGUCCGAGGCGAAAGAGGGCAGCGAGUGGCCACAGCUCUGGGCGGGGACUGGCGCCGAGGAGCCGAGGGAGCGCAGCGCCGCGGAAGGCGAGGAUCGGACGCGGCAGGCAGACGGGGACAAGUGCUCCACGAGCGGCAGUCUUCAGGGCAGUGCAGCACCUCUCCUUCCGAGACAUCUGGGGCACGUGCAGCAGGAUGCCGCAGGCAUCACGCGAGGCAGCGUCGAGCAGGACGUGUACGCAGCCAGACCCUGGAAGUUGAAAACGCUAGAUGAGACCUGGGCGAACAUGAUACUCAGUGCCGCAUGCUUUGCACUGGCUGCCUCUAGCGUGCAGCUGAGCAAGAUGGAGGGGUUGGUGGGCCCUCUGCCAGUGUCCGCGAAAGCGUGUUGCGCAGACCACGUGCGCGACUCGUGA